Molecule: messenger RNA, 3356 nt
Organism: Pelobates fuscus (common spadefoot toad)
Lineage: Eukaryota; Metazoa; Chordata; Amphibia; Anura; Pelobatidae
Product: zinc finger protein 432-like
Exons: 9
Biological process (GO): regulation of DNA-templated transcription
Source: RefSeq, a predicted model, not a curated record
CAGGAUUUGCCCAAAUCAAACAUGGCCGCUCAGCCAUGGUGGAGUCCAAUUGUCGGUGUGUGAGGCGGCCGCCAUUUUCCCGGAGCCCACUGGAUUCACUGCCAGUCCAGGCCGCACGGAGCACAUCCAGCUGGGGGACAGAGGGAGCGGAUACACAGCUGAGUGGGUUUCUUUGAACAUCUGCAUUGCAUCAAUUAAAGUCAGCCAUCUUCACAAGGGCCAGAGUCCAGAGAAAUCAAGUCAUCAAGUGACUCAGACACUAAAAGAAGAAGCUGGAGGUGACCGGGAGGUUCUUGGAUCACAUCUCAAAGAUGGACAACCAGCUGAACGGACAGGUACAAUGCGAAUUUAAGGAAGUGGCCGUUUACUUCUCCGAGGAGGAGUGGGACUAUUUAAAUUAUGAAGAGAAGGAGCUUUACCGGGAUGUGAUGAUGGAGAAUUACCAGACCCUCAGCUCUCUGGGAAGGAUUCACAUGACGCCUUUGAUUAUAUCAGCGAUUGAGCGAGGGGAAGAGCCGUAUGUCAGGAGCCACCUGCAGGAUAGUCUUUUGAAUACUGGCCCAGGUGGUUCCAUCGGCAGAGGUUAUCCAGAAGGACACGAGAAGAACACAAUUACACAAACCAAUACUACGAAUACAUCUUUUAAUAAAAGGACCAAGGACUCAAACUCCCCAAAAUCCAGGAAUCCCUCAGAAUCUUGUAUGUCUACAAGUGAGAUAGAAAACAGAAAAACUAAAAAAUACCCCUGUUCUGAAUGUGGAAAAAGUUUUGCCAGUAAAUCAGAUUUUUCAAAGCAUCAUGUAACUCAUACAGGAGAAAGACCUUUCUCGUGUUCUGAAUGUGGGAAAUGUUUUAGUCGACAAUCACAUCUUGUUAGUCAUCAUAAAACUCACUUAGGAGAAAAACCUUACUCGUGUUCCGAGUGUGGAAAAUGUUUUGUUAGUAAAUCGUAUGUGGUUGUACAUCAGCGAACUCACACAGGAGAGAAACCGUUCUCAUGUUCUGCAUGUGGGAAAUGCUUUGUCAGUAAAUCAGACCUUGUUGUACAUCAGAGAACUCACACAGGAAUAAAACCUUUCUCAUGUUCUGAAUGUGGGAGAUGUUUUAGUUGCAAAUCACAUCUUAUUACACAUAGCAGAACUCACACAGGAGAGAGACCUUUCUCGUGUUCGGAAUGUGGGAAAAGCUUUAGCCGGCAAUCAAUUCUUGUUAUACAUCAAAGAACUCACACAGGUGAGAGACCUUUCUCAUGUCCUGAAUGUGGGAGAUGUUUUAGUCGCCAGUCACAUCUUGUUGGCCACCUGAGAACUCACACAGGUGAGAAACCUUAUUCAUGUUCUGAAUGUGAGAAACGUUUUAGUUGUAAGUCAAGUCUUGUUAUACAUGGGAGAACUCACAUGGAAUAGGAGCCUUUCUCAUGAUCUGAAUGUGGGAAAUGUUUUAGUCGCCAGUCACAUCUUGUUGGCCACCUGAGAACUCACACAGGGGAGAAACCUUAUUCAUGUUCUGAAUAUGGGAAACGUUUUAGUUGUAAGUCAAGUCUUGUUAUACAUGGGAGAACUCACAUGGAACCUGUAAAGAGAGAUCUAAUUUUUAAACUUCCUUUGUUGCGCAGUAUUUUUAAUGUAGAAUUCAUUACAUCCUGCUCGGUUAUAUAUAUUUAUUUUAGAGAUGGUUUGUUUCAAAAGCAACGUUUCUUAACUUUUUCAGGGCAUCUAAAUUACAUGUGUGGCAAUGUGCUCAGAGUCCGGUGUUUGGAUAAAGCAGUUCACCUGGUGGUGACUGAGGAGUUGUCAGUCAUGGAUUACUUGGUGAAUGGACAGGAUCAGUAUGAGUUUGAGGAAGUGGCCGUUUACUUCUCCGAGGAGGAGUGGGACUAUUUAAAUUAUGAAGAGAAGGAGCUUUACCGGGAUGUGAUGAUGGAGAAUUACCAGACCCUCCGCUCCCUGGGGCAGAUGAACAUCAUACCUCCACUUAUAUCCGUGAUCAAGAGAGGUGAAGCUCCGUAUGUGAGUGGUCAGCAGCAGGACAAAGCACCAAGGACAGAUGAUUUUGUGAACCUAAAUAAUCCUGAAGAACAUCUAAAGAACAUAAAUACAUUGAGCAGGAGUCUGGUGAUGGGAGACAGAAUAAAGCUGGAAAAUGCAAGCCCGUGUGAACAAGUCAGUUCUCCAGAGCCACAUAUAUCUACAAAUCCCAAAACAGAUGGACAGCAACAUCUCAUAUCUCCUGAACGUGGCAAACUUUAUCAACAUAACUCAGACCAGCUCCAGAUGUAUAAUACAGCAGAGAAAAUGUAUUCUUGCCCUGACUGUAAGAAACGUUUCAUCUAUAAAUCCACUCUUGUUGCACAUCAGAGAACUCACACGGGAGAGAAAUGUUUCUCAUGUUCUGUGUGUGGAAAAGGUUUUCAUUAUAAAACAGAUCUUAUUGUUCAUCAGAUGAUUCACACAGGGGACAAACCUUUCUCGUGUUCUCAAUGUGGGAAGAGUUUUCAUUCGAACACAGAUCUUGUAACACAUCAGAUGAUUCAUUUGGGUGAGAAGCCUUUCUCUUGUUCUGAAUGUGGGAAAGAUUUUAGCCAGCGAUCAACUCUUGCAGCACACGAAAGAACUCACACAGGAGAGAAGCCUUUCAUUUGUUCAGAAUGUGGAAAGGGUUUCAAUCAGAAAUCAUCACUUGUUACACAUCAGAGAACUCACACAGGAGAGAAACCUUUCAUUUGUUCUGAAUGUGGGAAAUGUUUUAGCCAGAAAGCGUCUCUUGUUGCACAUGAGAGAACUCACACAGGUGAAACGCCAUUCAUUUGUUCAGAAUGUGGUAAAAGUUUUCACUAUAAUGCAGACCUUGUGACACAUCAAAGGACUCACACAGGAGCAAAGCCUUUCUCCUGUUCUGAAUGUGGAAAAUGUUUCAGCCAGAAAGCAUCACUAGUUGGACACAUGAGAACUCACACAGGGGAGAAACCAUUCUCCUGCUGUGAAUGCGGGAAAUGUUUCACCUUCAAAUCCACGCUUGUUGCACAUCAGAGAACUCACACAGGAGAGAAACCUUUGUCAUGUUCAGAAUGUGGGAAAUGUUUUCACUAUAAAUCAGAGCUUAUUACACAUCAGAGAACACAUACAGGAGAGAAACCAUUCUCUUGUUCUGUAUGUGGGAAAGUUUUUUCUUAUAGUUCAUAUCUUGUUGUGCAUGAGAGAGCUCAUGCAGGCAAGAAAUCUUUCAUGUGUUCUGAAUGUGGGAAAUGUUUCAGCUUCAAAUCAGCUCUUGUUAGACAUCAGAGAACUCACACAGGAGACAGAACUAUCUCAUGUUCUUAAUGUAGAUCGAUUUGAAACCUGAAGAAUUACCUAGUG